AUGAACCGAUGGUCCACUUGUCUGUUGGGAUGGACGGCCUUCCUCCUCUACACCUAUGAGAUAAGUGGAGGUCUACACAGCAUGUGUGUCUUUCCCUUCAUCUACAAGAAGUCUGCUUACUUCUCUUGCAUCAGAAGAAGCAACUUAUGGCCUUGGUGUGCAACCAGAGCAGUGUACAAUGGCCAGUGGAAGCUGUGCUUUAUAGAAGAUUACCCACGAUGCAUCUUCCCCUUCAUCUAUCAAGGAAAGUCCUACAGGAGCUGCAUCAAGGAAGGCAGCUUAUUUGGAAAGCUGUGGUGCUCAGUCACCUCCAACUUUGAUGAGAAGCAGCAGUGGAAAUACUGUGAAGUCAACGAGUUUGGGGGAAAUUCCUUAAGCAAGUCCUGCGUCUUCCCCUCCAUCUACAGAAAUAAUGUAAUCUCCGAAUGCCUUGAGGACGAAAGCAGCAGGCUGUGGUGCCCAACCACAGAGAACAUGGACAAGGACGGGAAGUGGAGUCUCUGUGCCGACACCAGAAUUACAUCCAUGGUUCCUGGCUAUCCCUGCCACUUCCCAUUCAUCUAUAAAAACAAGAAUUAUUUUAACUGCACUACCAAAGGAUCAAAGAGAAACAUUUUAUGGUGUGCAACCUCUUACAACUAUGACCGGGACCGCACCUGGGUGUACUGCUAA
Molecule: messenger RNA, 672 nt
Organism: Miniopterus natalensis
Lineage: Eukaryota; Metazoa; Chordata; Mammalia; Chiroptera; Miniopteridae
Gene: ELSPBP1
Product: epididymal sperm binding protein 1
Biological process (GO): sperm capacitation
Cellular component (GO): cell surface
Molecular function (GO): heparin binding
Source: RefSeq, a predicted model, not a curated record